Molecule: messenger RNA, 304 nt
Organism: Symphalangus syndactylus (siamang)
Lineage: Eukaryota; Metazoa; Chordata; Mammalia; Primates; Hylobatidae
Product: binder of sperm protein homolog 2-like
Source: RefSeq, a predicted model, not a curated record
CUAGAAUCCAGGUACCAUCCUGACACUUCAUGACCUCGGAACUGAUUGCGCAUUUGCAGCCUCCGACUCAAGUGAUCUCCCGUGAACCCUGUGUCUUCCCAUUUACCUAUGGUGAUGUCACCCACUACAGCUGCAUCUCCACCCACAGUGACUUUGACUGGUGUUCUCUUGACAAGGAAUUCCAAGGCAGGUGGCGCUACUGCACGGGGCUGGUACUUAGAUACCUCUUGGUGUUCUUGAAGAGACAGAAGUCACAUAUUCAUCAGCUUCCUCUCCAAAUAUAAUUCUAUCCUUUCCAAUCCUG